CUACACAUGAUUAAGGAAGAAUUCUCAUGGAACAAUGUUCCUCUACUUUCGGCUGCCGUCGGUCAAGCGACAUUGACAUUUCCCUUAGCAGUGCUUUCUAUACAAUCCACUUUUUCGGACAAACAUACGCGAAACUUUUCGUAUAUCAUGGUUUAUUGUUACAUGUAAAUACGUACUGAUUAGAGGGAAAGCUCGGAUUUAAAAGAAAUAGAUACGUUCAUUAAUUAGUGCAAACAGAAGCUGUUUACUGUUUAUAUUUAAUACAAGUACACCUUAAAUAUUUUACCAAGAGAUAUAAGUUUGACCACAAACUUGGAAUACGAACAGACGUCUGGUGUAAUAGGAUUUUCCGUCUAUCGUCCGAGAAGUCUUUAGAACUUAUACAUACCAAUUUAGCGUUGCGCUUGACGUUACCGAUAGUCCUUGAAUUAGGGCUGUUAAUAGGAAUAGAGUAUAUUGUAUACACUUCGUUCAUAUUUAUAUGAUGAAAAUAACGUUUACGAAAUAUCUUACUAUCUUCCUCUAGUGACUCAACUGUAAUUUAAGGUCAACACUAUAUAAUGCAAAUAUUUCACUAUUCUCAAUUAAAAGUGUCAUUUUUAUAAAUGAAAACAGACAAAUGUACCUUUAAACUUGAACAACGAAAUGUCUAACUUAAGUUUACUAUAUCUGCUCCAAUCCUACAACGUCAAUGGCCGCUACUGUCAUUAGUAUAUCAGCCGUCAUUAUUUUGACAGAAGUUGAGUUUUCCUCUAACCUAUACUUUCGUGUUAAAUUCUUCUGAUCUAUAUCAACAGUUGAAAUUCAUGCUGUGUUUUAAAAGAUUUUUAGAGAGAAAUAUAAUUGCAACAUUUUUAAGGCGGAGCUGUGGGCAUGAUCGUAGAUCAAUGAUCGAGGCUAGAAGUAUGUGCGAUCGAUACUUACUUGUUCACAAAUAGGAAAAGUUUUGUAUUCAAUUGAAAUCAAGAAGAUGGGUCCUCCACCGGUGGUCACGGGAAUAUCUCCGAAGGAAGGACCUCCAGGGACCCGUGUUAUCGUUCGCGGUGAAUUCCUGGGAAACAAGAUUCAAGACCUCAUAGGUUUAACGAUAUGUGGGUGUGACUGUCUAUUAUCCGCGGAAUGGAAAUCUAGCAAUAAGAUUAUUGCUAGGUCAGGACCUUGUAAAGGUCGUGGGGACAUUAUAGUUACCACUCGGAGUGGCGGACAGGGGACUUCAACAGUACAAUUCCGUGGAUACCAUGAAACCAUAGGCCCUAUGAAAGAGUCAGCAGUGUGGGUAGAAGAAGCUCCUUUGCAAAGUUUUGUAUGGGGAAGAAGAACACUUUCUCCGACCAAUUAUCAACAGGAAGAUCCUCUAGGUCUAAGUGUAGAAGGCAAUGACAAAAAGUUUCCUGAAGAUGAGUUAAUGGAACUUUUUGGAGAAGGUAGUGGUGAUUUGACCAAUGAAAAAUUUCAUCCUGGUUGGUUUCUAUUGCAACAUCAUCAUGCUACCACUUUUGAAGAUUUAAAAGCUGGAUUAGCAUAUCUUAAACGGAAAGUGAAUUCUCAGAAAGAGGGUCAAUUAUCAUUCUUGAAGGCUAAUGUAGGAUCAGUAAUGGAACAAUUAGAUACUAUAAUGUUGUUAAAAGACCAAUUCGAAACAGAUAUAAAAACUUAUGGUAGCGAUCCUACUGAGAAAUUAGAAAAAGCUAUUCAACAGUCUAUGUCUGAAGCUAAUAAAUUAUUUGAUGAUGUGUUAGCUAGAAGAGAUAGAGCAGAUGCAACGAGAAAUGCUUUAGCUGUAAUGCAACGAUAUAAGUUCCUUUUUUGUAUGCCAAUUAAUAUAGAGAAGAAUAUAAAACGAGGAAAUUACGAUCUCGUAAUUAAUGAUUAUGCUAGAGUAAAGAAUUUAUUUAAAACCACAGAGGUGGAAGUCUUCAAACGAGUAUUACAAGAGAUCGAUGAUAGAAUCGAUAUGCUCAAAAUAUUUCUACAUAAGAAACUAGAAGAAAUGCCUUUAAGUUUGGAAGAACAUAAAAAGAUCAUAAGAAAUCUUGUUAAUCUGGAUGCUGAAGGGGACCCAGCGUGGGACGCGAUAGUUUCACACGCAAAUUACCUGAAGAAAAAUAUUACAGCUUGCGUACAGGAACACUUAGAAUCUGACAAUUCAAGUGGAGAUGAUUUAAAUAAAACAAAAUCUGCACAAAACAAUAAACAAUUAAAAUUUAAUAAAGGCGAUGGGACUAAUAUGCCCCCACAAAUAUUGUGUAUUGAAGCAAUUUGUGAUAUUAUAGUCGAACAAUUACCAGAUCUUUGGAGAUUGGGUCAAAGUUAUUUUACUGGACAGUUACACGUUGCAGUGGAUGUAGAAAAACAAACACCUUUCAAAAAUCUUGUGCUAUCUAGCAUGCAACACGCAAUGGAAGCUAUGAGAAAUACAUGUAGCAAUGAUUUAGAUGCAGUUUGGCUUUUACACAUCUUACGCAGAAUUAGGCAAAUGUAUGCUUCAUUGAUUCAUUUGGAUUUGCCAAGCGACGCACUGGAUAUUUUUGGAAAACUUAUAUUAGAUCUAAGAUUACAGUGCUUCGCUACCCUCUUUAAACAAACAGCAGAGAACAUAGCAGCUUUAAAUAAGAAAGAAACUUGGCAAAUUGAAUAUUUAAACGAAGACGGCGGCGUUACAAGAGUGCCAUAUUUAUUCGAGGAAAUGGUGAUGGAAGUUUCAAAGCGAGCACGGGAUACAGUUGUUGCUUGCGGUCCGCGAGAAGGUGCACUGUUCGCUAAUCCUGCCCAUCAACAAUUAUAUUAUAACUCCAUUAAAGCGUUGUUCACAUCGUUUGCACGAUGUCUGCAACAGUUAGCAUUCAGUGGCUGUGAGGAGGCUUUAGACGACGAUGAAUCCUCUGUUUCUCAGUUAAUUGGUUCUCCUUCCGGCUAUAAAAGCAAGAGCAACAAGCAUCAAGGCCCAACAUGGGAGCAAUGCCUUUUGAUCUCAUUAAGUAAUAUUCGAUAUACAUUAAAUACCAUUCUACCAAAAAUUGGAGACGCGUUGAAGGAAUUGGAUUACCCAAGCUUAUCGAAUGCAGUUGGCUGGAACUCUGAUUGGACACAGUUGGAAACGUUGGAUACUGCCGUUUUAGAUGCUUAUUUGGAACGUCGUUGUGACCCAUUGGUCGGUACAAUCGAGCCUAGUAUGUAUUUAGGUGGCCUGGAGUGGGAUUUUGAAACUGAACCUACUCAUGUAAAGCCAUAUGCACAGGAAAUACUGGCGAAUCUAAUCGCAGUACAUGCAGAAGUACGUCGUGUCGCGCCAGCUUUAUUGCAACGAGUUCUGUCUCACAUUGUUGAAACUGUGGCAGAAGAGCUCGCAAGACUUAUGUCAUGUGUUACUCAAUUUCGACCUGCGGGUGUUAUUCAAGCACGAACCGACAUUACACUUCUACGAAAUGCCUUGCAGUCUUACAGUACAACUAGAGCAAAAAACUUCUUCGAGGAGGCCUUGGACGCUAUACCCCAACCAGUCAGCAAAGAAGACUGUAUGCGAAUCGACAUGCUGUUGUCGAAAGUAACAACAUCCAUGCAGUUACAGUUAUCGUGUCUGGCCAGUAAUAUAAAUAAUACAUCGCAACUGGUAGCCGAUCCCAAUCGCAUUACCACUGUAUAGUUCUAAUAUAGUACUUUAAGGACCUAAUUUAUUAUACUCGCCGUUAUAUUUUUAUACCGUUCCAACGGGAUUCUCUACAUUAGUCUCCAUUUUAUGGCUUUCGUCUUGAAUAAAAUGAAUGACAUCUCGAAAUGGUAAAAUUGUAAAAACAAAUAUGCUCGAUACGCAGGAAAAAUAAAACUUGUU
Nomia melanderi (Alkali bee) is the source of this 3829-nucleotide messenger RNA. RefSeq names its product exocyst complex component secretory 5 (gene Sec5). Gene Ontology annotation, cellular component: exocyst. Gene Ontology annotation, biological process: Golgi to plasma membrane transport; exocytosis. NCBI's taxonomy places the organism in Eukaryota, Metazoa, Arthropoda, Insecta, Hymenoptera, Halictidae. The record is from RefSeq and is a predicted model, not a curated record.